This is a messenger RNA of Sesamum indicum (sesame), 1900 nucleotides long. RefSeq lists its product as uncharacterized. The record is from RefSeq and is a predicted model, not a curated record. NCBI's taxonomy places the organism in Eukaryota, Viridiplantae, Streptophyta, Magnoliopsida, Lamiales, Pedaliaceae.
GAAUGUGCUCUCUGCUCUGCUCUGCUCUGCUCUUCUCUUCUCUUCUCUUCUUCCACUUUAUAAAAUGUCCAUCUUUUUCUGAUUCCAAAUGUUUGUUUGUGUUCCUCACACACACACCCCACACAAACAUACUACUAUUACUCACUGUUCCCUUCUCCCUAUCUCUCUGUAUAGAAAUUGUCAUUAUUGUAAAAGAUGCCGACAGUGGAGGAGCAGAAGUUGAUUACCAUGAACAAAGACGUGAUCCGUUUGGAGAGAGAAUCGGUCAUUCCAAUCCUCAAGCCCAAGCUCAUCGUCCACUUGGCCAACCUCAUCGAACAUAGUUCUGAUCGUGCUGAAUUUUUGAAACUCUGCAAGAGAGUGGAGUACACAAUCCGAGCUUGGUACAUGUUGCACUUUGAGGACCUCAUGCAACUGUAUUCCCUCUUUGAUCCUGUCCAUGGCACUCACAAGUUGGAUCAGCAGAAUCUAUCUUCUGAUGAAAUUGACAUUCUUGAACAGAAUUUCUUGAGAUACCUGUUUCAGGUCAUGGAAAAAAGUAAUUUCAAGAUAGCCACUAACGAAGAGAUUGAUGUUGCACAUUCAGGGCAAUAUCUCCUCAAUCUUCCAAUAAUGGUUGAUGAAUCCAAGCUUGAUAAGAAGCUUUUGAAAAGAUUCUUUGAGUCUCACCCUCGUGAGAACCUCCCGGAUUUUGCCGAUAAGUACAUAAUCUUCCGCCGUGGGAUUGGCAUUGAUAAGACAACUGAUUAUUUUUUCAUGGAGAAAGUUGAUGCAAUCAUUGCACGUUCCUGGGCCUGGAUUUUAAGAAAGACCAGGUUGGAUAAGGUUUUUUCUAGGAAGCCAAUUUCACGGCAUAAGAAGGAUCGCAAGGAAGAUGAUGGAAUCAUUUCUGAAGUAGAAGAUGAUGGAUUAUAUGUUGAACGAAUUCGUCUUGAGAAUAUGGAUCUCAGUUUCCGCAAUCUGUUGAGUCAAAUUACAAUUCAAGAACCCACAUUCGAUAGGAUUAUUGUUGUCUACAGGCGAGCAAGUUCUCGAACAAAGGAAGAACGAGGCAUAUAUGUGAAGCAUUUCAAACACAUCCCUAUGGCUGAUAUGGAAAUUGUCCUUCCAGAGAAAAAAAAUCCAAGUUUGACACCGAUGGACUGGGUUAAGUUUCUUGUAUCUGCAGUAGUUGGACUGAUUGCUGUUGCAGGAUCUCUUGAAAUGCCGAAAGCUGACCUGUGGGUCAUGUUUGCUGUUCUUUCCACAGUGAUUGGUUACUGUGCUAAGAUUUACUUCACGUUUCAACAGAAUAUGGCUACAUAUCAGAAUCUAAUCACACAAUCAAUGUAUGAUAAGCAAUUGGAUAGUGGACGGGGUACUCUUCUUCACUUGUGUGAUGAUGUAAUUCAACAAGAAGUAAAGGAGGUCAUAAUUUCAUUUUUCAUAUUGAUGGAACAAGGGAAAGCUACUUUGGAGGAUCUUGACCGGCAAUGUGAAGAAUUAAUACGUGAUGAAUUUGGUCAACAAUGCAAUUUUGAUGUUGAUGACGCAGUCGACAAAUUGGAGAAAUUAGGCAUAGUUUGUCGGGAUACAAUUGGAAGGUAUUACUGUGUGGGACUAAAGCGUGCUAAUGAGAUCAUAGGCAUGACUACUGAGGAACUUGUUCUGAAGGCUAAACAAGGCUCCGGUUCUGCUUGACCUCAUGGGUGAAUUAAAGCAUAUCUAGGACUGCAUUUCCUACCUGAAGUUUGUUCUUUCUUUUGGCGCUUUGUUAUAUUUGAAGCUUUUGCUGAAGUUGUCUCUUCUAUUUGAGUAGUUCUUAAUAUUCGUUCUAUUUGUUCUUGUAUAUCAAAGACCAUGCUUGGUAGUAAUCUGCAACUGAAUAGAUAACACUAUAAGUAACCUUUCCGAUUCUACA